Molecule: messenger RNA, 1741 nt
Organism: Talpa occidentalis (Iberian mole)
Lineage: Eukaryota; Metazoa; Chordata; Mammalia; Eulipotyphla; Talpidae
Gene: XBP1
Product: X-box binding protein 1
Cellular component (GO): nucleus
Molecular function (GO): RNA polymerase II transcription regulatory region sequence-specific DNA binding; DNA-binding transcription factor activity, RNA polymerase II-specific
Source: RefSeq, a predicted model, not a curated record
AUGGUGGUGGUGGCGACCGCGCAGGGGCCGGCCGCCGGGGCCGCGAAAGUGCUGCUUCUGUCCGGCAAGCCCGCCGCCGCCGCCGGAGCCCCGGCCGGCGGGACGCUGCCGCUCAUGGUGCCGGCCCAGCGAGGGGCCAGCCUGGAGGCGGCGAGCGAAGGUGCCCCCCAGGCCCGCAAGCGGCAGCGCCUCACGCACCUGAGCCCCGAGGAGAAGGCGCUGCGCAGGAAACUGAAAAACAGAGUAGCAGCUCAGACUGCCAGAGACAGAAAAAAAGCUCGAAUGAGUGAGCUGGAACAACAAGUAGUAGAUUUGGAAGAAGAGAAUCAGAAACUUUUGCUAGAAAACCAGCUUUUAAGAGAGAAAACUCAUGGCCUUGUAGUUGAGAACCAGGAGUUAAGACAGCGCUUAGGGAUGGAUGCCCUGGUUACGGAAGAGGAGGCAGAGACCAAGGGGAAUGGAGUGAGGCCAGUGGCCGGGUCUGCUGAGUCCGCAGCACUCAGACUACGUGCAUCUGCAGCAGGUGCAGGCCCAGUUGUCACCCCUCCAGAACCUCUCCCCAUGGAUUCUGACAGUGUUGACUCUUCGGACUCUGAGUCUGAUAUCCUGUUGGGCAUUCUGUUCAACUUGGACCCAGUCAUGUUCUUCAGAUGUCCUUCCCCAGAGUCUACAAGCCUGGAGCAGCUCCCAGAGGUCUGCCCAGAAGGACCCAGUUCCUUACCAGCCUCCCCUUCUCCACCACUGGGGACGUCAUCAGCCAAGCUGGAAGCCAUUAAUGAACUAAUUCGUUUUGACCACGUAUAUACCAAGCCCUUAGUCUUAGAGAUACCCUCUGAGACAGAGAGCCAAGCUAAUGUGGUAGUGAAAAUUGAGGAAGCACCUUUCAGCCCCACAGAGAAAGAUCACCCUGAAUUCACUGUCUCAGUGAAGGAAGAACUUGCAGACAAUGACUUCAUUCCAGAGCUGGGUAUCUCAGAUCUACUUUCAUCCAGCCACUCCCCGAAGCCAUCUUCCUGCCUACCGGACACAUAUAGUGACUGUAGAUAUGAGGGCUCCCCUUCCCCCUUCAGCGACAUGUCCUCCCUGCUUGGUGCAGACCAUUCUUGGGAGGACAGUUUUGCCAAUGAACUCUUUCCCCAGCUGAUUAGUGUCUAAAAGUGAUCCAAUACUGUUGCCCUUUUCCUUGACUAUCACACUGCCUGAAGGAUAGCAGAGAAGUCUGUCUGCUUCAUUCAAACACCAAAGUAGAGGGUGUAUAGUCCUAGAGAAUUCCUCUAAAGUAUUUGUCUAUUCAAACCUCAUAGGUCGCCCCAAGUAUUGUCUUUUGACAUUCACCAAUCCAAGGUACUCAGACAUAUUACUAUAAUUCAGAUUUACAGCUUUUGAGGUUGUACCUUAAGGGUAGUAGUUUGCUCUAAAAUACUUGUGUGUAAGGGUCAUUGGACAAGUGUCUUAGACAUGGAAUUUAUGAAUGACCCUUUUAAUUUCACUGCCCCUUCUGAACGUCCCAGGCUUGCCUCCGAUUUUAGGUUCUUUAGUUUGCUUCGCAAGCAGAGAACACCUAUUUGAGGGGGCUGCUUUUCCCUCAUGUAUAGUUCAAGUAAAGAUCAAGAAUCUUUUGUAAAAAUUAUAGAAAUUUACUAUGUAAAUGCUUGAUGGAAUCUUUCUCUGCUAGUGUAGCCUUGGAAGGUGCUUUCUCCAUUUAUUUAAAACUACCUGUGCAAUUAAAAAGUGCAAUGCA